AUGCAGAGUUCUCCCAACGGUCCGGACGUCCGCGUGGAUAACGGAUUACCUUCUGUAUCUGGCAGCUCGUCACGAGAACCAUGCGGCGAAAUGCCCGCAACACAAGUGAGCUGGGUACUAGUACCGGUACCUACGGUACUGUUGUUGUUCUGGCAUGAAAAGUGGGUCGGUCCAAGCGACCCACUAAGUACCGGUAUAAACGACGGGCAUGGCAUCGUCAUUCGUCCGAGUGCCACACCAGACCUUGCCCCCACUACGAUCCUCCUCAUGGAGUCCUUCGAGGAUAUGCAAAGUCGGCACCGCAGAGAACAGAAGGAUCUGCAAUCCCGAGUCACACAAAAGAAGAAGAACGCCACGAAAAAGACGCGCAAGGGAGUGAACAGCGAAUGCGAGGAGCUAGAACGGCAACUGAAGGACAAGCAAAGCCAGGAACUUGCAGCUUUAAGUGGAGAGUCCGCAGACAUCGAAGGCGUGCCCGACCUGGAGGAAGACACUGUGGAGGAUAUUGUUUCGAAAGAUGUAAAUGGCAUCACGGAGUCUCUGGAUAAGGCCACGAUUUCGGAACAAGAGCCCUCGGAGGACGGCCAGCCUAAGAAGCGCAAUCGCCAAAGAGAGCGGCUAGCUCGGCGGGCGGCUGAACAGCAAGCUGCGAUUGAGGAAGCGAAGCGAGAAGCUGCAAAUCAGCCAGACGAAAAGGCCGUCGAGAGGAAGAAGAUGCAGGAUCAAUUUACCGCAAAGGGGCUGGUGGAGAAGAGUAUCCGGCCCGACGGGCAUUGUCUCUUUUCUGCUGUCGCAGAUCAGCUAUCACAAGUUGGGAUUCCGCUGGGAUCGGAGAGUGAGGGGGUAAAGGAAGGGGAGCGAUAUAAGGUCGUGCGGAACGCUGCGGCGGAAUAUAUUGAAGGACACCCAGACGAUUUCACGGCAUGGUUAGAUGAGCCAUUGGAUAGGUACGUGGAAAAAAUCAGGGAUACGGCGGAGUGGGGUGGGCAUCUGGAGUUGAUGGCGCUGGCGAAGACGUACAAUGUGGAAAUAUGCGUGCUUCAGAACGGGGCGCAACAAAAUAUCGAGCCGGGUACAGAAGGGGGAAAGGGAGCAGAGAAGAUUUGGCUGGCAUACUAUCGGCAUGGGUUUGGCUUAGGAGAGCACUACAAUUCUCUCCGAAAGCAGCCGUGA
Drepanopeziza brunnea f. sp. 'multigermtubi' MB_m1 is the source of this 1173-nucleotide messenger RNA. RefSeq lists its product as uncharacterized. Gene Ontology annotation, biological process: protein deubiquitination. The record is from RefSeq and is a predicted model, not a curated record. NCBI's taxonomy places the organism in Eukaryota, Fungi, Ascomycota, Leotiomycetes, Helotiales, Drepanopezizaceae. Gene Ontology annotation, molecular function: cysteine-type deubiquitinase activity.